Messenger RNA from Dermacentor silvarum, 3406 nucleotides. RefSeq lists its product as uncharacterized. NCBI's taxonomy places the organism in Eukaryota, Metazoa, Arthropoda, Arachnida, Ixodida, Ixodidae. Gene Ontology annotation, cellular component: cytoplasm. Gene Ontology annotation, molecular function: mannosyl-glycoprotein endo-beta-N-acetylglucosaminidase activity. The transcript has 16 exons. Gene Ontology annotation, biological process: protein deglycosylation. The record is from RefSeq and is a predicted model, not a curated record. Bases 450 to 3380 code for a protein of 976 amino acids.
GCCCACGUCGAGUACAGCAUCGCUUCAACAGCAUGUGACGAACAUAGGCGAAGAUAACCUGAAGUACUGUUGACGGUGUUGUCACUGAUCUCCACUAGGAUCAGUGGGUAUUGUGGUUUCGUCAAGUUUCGUCCGUUCACAGCAAACCCCGCUUGCGCGCGCAAAUCCGCAAGCAGCGUCUUCGUGCAUUCCACGAAAUCCAUUACUCAGCAGUCCUGAACAUUAAUUUCCGAUUAUCUCUUGAAGAAACCCUGGUAACCCAGUGAAUUUUCUUGUCAAUCCCUCAUUGCGGGUAUGAGCUAGUUGGCUAAGAAGGAGAGUUGACUGGUGCCGCGUCUGAGCGUGAACUGUUCGUUCUAGUGUCGAUUAGUGCAGAGUUUUGACGUAUUGGCCAUUUCACUAGGAUCGUGGCCUUUUUGACUACCUGAAAGCGUGGUUGAGCGUUCGCAAUGACUGACCGGGAGAUCGGCCCGCUGAAGACGUUGGAUGAACUCCUCAACUUCAAGGAACCGUUACUGUGCACUGUGGAACCGCUCAGGGACGUAAAGCGAGGUGGACCGAAUGAUCCGAAAAUUCUCUUCUGCCACGACAUGAUGGGCGGCUACCUUGAAGACAGGUUUGUCCAUGGCUGCGCAAAGCACAACAGCUACCGGUUCCAUCAUUGGCAGCUGAUCGAUAGCUUUGUCUACUUCUCCCACUACAUGGUCACGAUCCCGCCUCCUGGCUGGAUUUCGGCUGGCCACAAACACGGCGUCAAAGUUUUAGGUACCUUUAUUGUGGAGGCAGAGCCUGGCACCAAGAUCCUCAAGGAAAUCAGGGAGGCCAACCUUACGUCCAAAGUUGCCUCUCAGCUUGCCCUCGUUGCUACUGCGUACAAGUUUGAUGGGUGGCUUAUCAACAUCGAGAGCGAGAUGGGCAAGAACAGUGGCCCGUUCCUCAAAGAGUUUCUAAAGGCCGUCACCUCGGAAACCCACAAUGCCGUGCCCGGUUCGCUGGUCAUCUGGUACGACAGCGUCCUGCCGAACGGGAAGCUAGACUGGCAGAAUCAGUUAAACAGCAAGAACUCGUGCUUCUUCGACCUCUGCGAUGGUAUCUUCCUCAACUACGCCUGGACCGAAAAGAUGCUCCAGAAGUCGGCGAGCCUCGCGGGGAGCCGCAAGACCGACGUCUACGUUGGCAUCGACGUGUUUGCACGCAAGACGACGUAUGCUGGUGGCUAUGAAACGUUCAAGGCCGUCGAAGUGGCUCGCAAACACGGUCUGUCGUCAGCCAUAUUUGCUGCCGGCUGGGUCUACGAGACGCAGGACAGGCAGAAAUUUGCAGAAAAUCAGUGCCGUUUUUGGGACUUCCCCGAGCAUUGCCGUCCCGAGUGGCGCUUGAGCACGCUGCCUCUCUGCACCAGUUUCUGCCAGGGAUUUGGCGAGAAGCUCUACAAAGCCGGCGAGGUGGUGCAGAGCGGGUCGUGGUUCAACCUGUCCAUGCAGCAGCUCCAGCCUUGUGACCAGGGCAGCUCACUGUGCAACGGCUGCGGAACAGCUGCCGUGUGCACAGAUUACGCAUACGACGGCGGCAGCUGUCUCCUCCUGCGUUUUGUUCCCGAUGCUGAAAAGCCAGAGGCCAAUCCUUACUUCAGAUUGUUUCCCUGCAACCUGCCAUUGGGGUCUUUGAGUGUCAGCUACACCUUCGCCGCAAGCCCGGACUGCUCCGACAGCCUCGACAUCGCACUCAUUUUGAAGGUUCAGACAGCGUCGGGCAAGAAGGAACAGUUCUCGUUGGGCGUCAUCAUCUCAAACCCCAGCGAGGAGCACUACGAGGUAACACGUGACGUUUCCGACAGGCCUGCUGAGAGUUCUGUUGGCACUGGCUGCAAUUGGCAGACAAGAUUCAUUCAUGGCUGUGAAGAGGCCAACGUCUACCGGUUUCACCACUGGCAAAUAAUUGACACGUUCAUCUAUUACUCCCACCACAUGGUCACGAUUCCUCCUCCGGGCUGGAUUUCAGCCGCACACAAGCACGGCGUCAAAGUUCUAGGAACCUUCAUCCUAGGUGAGGAGGGCACCAAAACCAUCAACUUGAUCAGAGGCUCCGGUCUCGUGCCCCAGGUUGCAGCCCAGCUUGCGCACGUCGCAUCCGUGGGCCGGUUUGACGGAUGGCUCGUCAGCAUUGGGUGCAAAGUGGACCCCAGCUGCGUUCCAUUCCUGAAGGACUUGCUCAGGACCAUCACCGCGGAAACACACAAAGUCGUGCCCGGCUCGCUUGUCAUCUGGUACGAUGCCGUCGACGUCGACGGAAAACCCACGCCGCACAACGAGCUGAACCAGAAAAACUCGAGCUUCCUGGACCUGUGCGACGGCAUCUUCCUCAACUUUCAGUGGACCGAAACCAUGCUCCAGAAGUCGGCACAACUCGCAGGCGACCGCAAAGCCGAUGUCUACGCCGGGGUCGACGUGUACGGACGAGACACGCCGUACCCUGGUGGCUACGACAUGUACGAGGCCGUCCAGCUUGCUCGCAAAUGUGGCUUGUCGGCCGCUGUCUUUGCCGCCGGCUGGGUCUACGAGACGCAGGAAAAAAAGAAUUUCGCGAGAAACCAGUACCGGCUUUGGAACUUUCCGGAUGACUGCUGCUCUGAAUUUCGUCUCACCAAGCUACCACUGUCCACAAGUUUUUGCCAAGGCUUUGGAAGACAGGCAUUCGCCGCUGGACAUAGAACGUCCAGCCGAGCGUGGUUCAACUUACACAAGCAGCAGCUGCAGCCUCGGGACCAAGGCAACGCACUCUGCGAAACCUGCUGUUCAGUAAAGGUGCAUCUGGAAGACGCCUACAACGGUGGCGGCAGCCUCCGUGUGCUGUUCAAGCGCAACCGUCAUUUCCCAGACGCCAAACCCUACAUCAGGUUGUUUGGUUGCGACUUUCCGCUGGGCACUCUUGUGGUGAGCUACACCUUCAAGAACAUCAGCAACGUGAUCACAGUUGGCCAGGACAUUGCGCUCGUUUUGAAGGCUAAAACUGCAGCAGGGGAGACGGAGGAGAUCUUUCUAGGCAUGACGGCUGGUCUACCGGAUGGUGGCAACUACACAGUGACUCGAGAGAUCAGAAGGCCCGAGGGCAGUCAGGAUGUGUUUGAGGCCUACUGGCUCACAAGGAAAUACCAGCUGGAGGACCUGCGGGGUGCAGACGGGGCCAUUGUGGAAGAGAUUGGCCUGCACUUCUUCUGCGUUGAAAACGAGGCCAAUGUUUGCCUGCUGGGACAACUUGACGUCACAAGGCCAGCCCAUGCAAAAGCAGCUUCCAGUGGUGACAGUAGCGGCGAUGACGAACCAGAAAGGAAACGGCAGCGAGAGGAGCGUUAUGGGCUUGACACAAUGGAGGCUGAGUAAUAAAAAAAAUAAGCGUUAUUUACAAG